AUGUCUUUAACUAAAGACAACGAAUUUGAGCUCGAUCUUGUUGAAUCUAAUACUGAAAUCGAGGCCAAAUCACUUACUGUACAUCUAUCACAUACAGCAGCAACAAUAGUCCGGCUUUCUCCAGACCUUAUGAAUCUUUCUUGUUUUAAAGCUUAUACUCACUAUAUAAUGUUGCAUGAUAUUUCUCUGGUUAUAACUGGUUCUCGUAUUCUUACUUCUGACUCAAUUAAUCCUUUUCCCGCUACGAUUGAAAUCAACAAACAUGGAUAUAUCAGUGCUAUUAUCAACAAUAAAUCAUCUUUUGAUUCUUACGCUUUUCUAGAAAAUGAUAAAUUCAUCGAUGCUGGUGAUAAUCUUGUUAUGCCUGGAAUUGUUGAUGCUCAUGUUCACCUGAAUGAACCUGGUAGAACUGACUGGGAAGGUUUUGAAAGUGGAACAAAAGCUGCUGCCGCUGGUGGAGUAACCACUGUUAUUGACAUGCCAUUAAAUUCAAUUCCUCCAACUACUACCGUUGAUAACUUAAACCAAAAAAUUGACGCUGCUAAAGGAAAAUGCUGGGUAGAUGUUGGUUUUUAUGGUGGAAAUGAUUUGGUUCCUUUAAUAAACGCUGGAGUCAAAGGAUUUAAAGGUUUUUUAAUAAAUAGUGGAGUAGAUGAAUUUCCUUGUGUAAAUGAGCAAGAUGGUCAUAAUUCAAUAUUUUUUAUGUUUCAUGCCGAAAUGGAAUCUAACGAUGGAAAUGAUAUUGAUAAAUCUCUUGAGAUAUCUAAUGAAAAUGCUGAUUAUAAUCGUUUUCUUCAAUCUCGGCCACAAUCUCUUGAACUUAAUGCCAUUUCUCUUGUUACCCGACUAGCUAAGGAAUAUAGUACUGUACGCACUCAUAUUGUUCAUUUAUCAGCUGCGAAUGCUAUUGAUAUGAUCCGCAAAUCAAAAUCCGAUGGUAUCCCGUUGACUGUUGAAACAUGUUUUCAUUAUUUGUGUCUAUCUGCCGAAGACGUACCAUUAGGUAGGACUGAAUUCAAAUGUUGUCCUCCUGUUAGGGAAAAAAUAAACCAAGAAAAACUUUGGCAGGCUUUGUUUGAUGGUACAAUCGAUUAUGUUGUAUCUGACCAUUCUCCAUGCACUGCAGACCUUAAAGAAUUAGAUAAAAAAGAAGAGGAAAGAGAUUUUUUAAAAUCUUGGGGUGGCAUUUCUACUUUGCAAUUUGGAUUACCAGUGUUAUGGACUGAAGCGAAAAAACGUGGUUGCAGUUUUUAUAAUUUAUAUACAUGGUUGUCAAAAAAUACCUCCAAACAAGUUGGUUUACAAGAAAAAAAAGGUGAUAUCAAAGUAGGAUAUGAUGCGGAUAUUGUAAUCUGGAAUCCUGAAGAAACCUUUAUGAUUACAAAAGAUAUUAUCCAAUUUAAAAAUAAAGUUACUCCGUAUAUGGGAAGAACUUUUUAUGGUACAGUUAAACAAACAAUCGUUAGAGGAAACAUAGUUUUUGAUGCUAAAAAUGGUGGUAUUAAAAGUGUUCCAUAUGGUGAUCUUUUGAUUUGA
Molecule: messenger RNA, 1536 nt
Organism: Cetraspora pellucida
Lineage: Eukaryota; Fungi; Glomeromycota; Glomeromycetes; Diversisporales; Gigasporaceae
Source: the annotation of a GenBank genome assembly